Molecule: messenger RNA, 663 nt
Organism: Ostertagia ostertagi
Lineage: Eukaryota; Metazoa; Nematoda; Chromadorea; Rhabditida; Trichostrongylidae
Source: the annotation of a GenBank genome assembly
AUGGCUGACGACGACCUUGAGCUCAAUCUCGGCAAGAAGAAAAAGACUAAAAAAGUAAUCAAACUCGAUGACGAUGAACCGGCACCGACGGCUGAAGCUGUAGCAGAUGACUUAGGAAUCGGUAUUGGAGUCUCAAACCUUAUUGAUGCUCAACGACCCUGGCCUGAUUAUUCAUAUGAUGAAUGUUUAACCCUUGUUUUCAAUAUCAUGCGUGAGAAAAACCCGGAACUUUCCGGGGAAAAGAAGAAGUUUGCCAUGAAACCGCCAGAGGUUGCCCGAGCAGGAAGUAAGAAGACCGCCUUCUCCAAUUUCGCUGAGAUUUGUCGAUUAAUGAAACGACAGGACAAGCACGUACUUCAGUUCCUUCUCGCCGAACUUGGUACUACUGGAUCAAUUGAUGGUAACAACUGCCUCAUUGUGAAGGGCCGGUUUCAACAGAAACACUUCGAAAGCGUGUUAAGGAAAUACAUUAAAGAGUACGUGAUGUGUCAUACGUGUCGUUCCUCGGAUACUGAGUUAACCAAAGACACUCGCCUGUUCUUCCUUCAAUGUCAUACCUGUGGAUCACGUUGUUCUGUAACAGCCAUUAAAAGUGGCUUCACAGCUAUGGUCGGAAAGCGAGCAGCAGCUCGUCGUGCUGCCGAAGCCACUGCGGGAAAGUAG